Messenger RNA from Paramecium octaurelia, 221 nucleotides. The record is from the annotation of a GenBank genome assembly. Lineage: Eukaryota; Ciliophora; Oligohymenophorea; Peniculida; Parameciidae.
AUGCGGUAAAUACAGGACAGGGAAAAGUAUUUUUUGAACAAACUAAUUGAUGUCCAGAACGAUGGAGUAAUCACUUUAAGUGCUAAUAGAUCCAGUUUUAAGUGAGUCCAACCACGAAUUCUUGCACUCAAGGUAUCUGGUUAUACAGUAACCCUAUAAUUAAUGAGCAAAACAAUCUACAAGUUUACUUUUAGACACAGAAGGUAGUGAAUAAGGAGUGA